AUGAACAUUAUUGAAGCCCAAGAUACUUUUGAUUAUGCUGAGUAUUUGGUCCACGACGGGUUCCAGCCGCGCCUUCCGACUUCGCUGCCGCCCCCAGGGCAGCAGCAGCAGCAGCAGCCGUCGCCGCUACCACGCCGACAGCCCGUCCCGUUGAUGUCUCCCGCGCAGCUUCAUGCGGGAGCGCCCCGGGUGGUCGCUCCGGCGCCUGCGGUCCCUCUUCAGUCGCCACCGCCUUCGGAGCUGAUGGACGUCGACCCCUCAGCCGGGCCGCCUUCCCAAGCGGUGGCUGUGCAGCCUGCACUGCAGCCGCUUUCCUUGGGCACCCCCAAGGAGUCUGACACCGCAGCGCCUUGUCCGGCGCCCACUCAGCAGCCGUCGACGCAGCGUCAGGAGACGCUGCCUCUCUUCGUGGGUCCCGACGCCCCGUCGCGUCCAGUACCAGAAGCUGCGCCCGUGGUCACAGGCGUGCACCCCGACCUCGGUUUUCAGUCGGUGUUUCCCGAGGCCCCGCGCAGCCAAUGCUGGGGUGCGGACCGGGGACUGCCACCGACAACAGUCUCCGCCCCGGUCUCUUCUGCUACGUCUGCGGCCAGACCCCUCCCCGCCGUCGACGCUCGCCACGUCAUUAUUCAACGACGGUGCGGCGAUUUGGGGGGGGGGGGAGUGUUAUAUCCUAGCCAGUAA
This is a messenger RNA of Schistocerca nitens (vagrant locust), 684 nucleotides long. RefSeq lists its product as uncharacterized. Bases 1 to 684 code for a protein of 227 amino acids. Lineage: Eukaryota; Metazoa; Arthropoda; Insecta; Orthoptera; Acrididae. The record is from RefSeq and is a predicted model, not a curated record. The transcript is spliced from 2 exons.